UGUAGCAUGCCUCUGAAGAGUACCAGCUACCGUGGGGGAGGGAUGAACUGGCCUAACAGAAGUGACGUGUAUUCUCCACGUAUGUCUCGCUGUUCGGACAGCUUCGAGAGGUCGCUCCGAAAGUAUCCGUCCAUGCCUCCUGAACACUCCUCUGAAGUGUUCGAGCGGCUCAUCACCUACGCUAUGCCGAGGACUUCCCGUUCCCCCCGCCAUUCUCCGCAGCGCGAAACCAUCCGCCCUAAGGCCUAUGAGGAGCCCUGCAAAUACAGACCUAGGGCUCCUGAAGAAGACCCGACACGAGACAGGAGGGAUGACUUAAGCCAUUUGAGAGAGAGCAGCAAGCAAGCGUACGCGAAGCACGGUGACAUCCGGCAGAUCCGGGAGAUGUCCCGGAGACUCCGUAAGAGUCUCAAAACUAUUUCCUCUUACUCGCAUAUGCACACAAUUGCCACAUACCUGGACGGUAUUGACCGGGACUGCGACACACCGAUCUUGGAGACCUCGGAGACGGAACAUGAAGACACGCAGCCGGCUCAUGAGUUUAGUUACCCAGUGAACUCCACGGUUCAAGCCGCCGUCCUCACCACCUCACUGGGGGUGGAAGCCAAACCAUUACCCUCUUCCAGCCAACGUACAAUAGCUGUCCCCCUCUCUCCUACCCCUUCGUCAAGACUUACAUCAGGAGACAUCUUGCCUGUCGCAACCACUUCGUUAGGAGUGGAAACCAAACCCUUGCUGAUAGGCAGACGUACACAGAUAGCCAUCCCUCUCUCCCCCACACCCUCGUCGAGAUGUACCGGCACAGACUUCGCUAACUACUUCUCCGCCUCCCCUCCUAAGACUUCGCUGGGGGUCGAAACUAUUCCAAGUUCGAUAAGUAAACGUUCAAUAGCUGUCCCACUAUCCCCAGUUUCGUCGAAACUCACCACAUUAUCUGACCUGCCGCGCCUCCUCAUCACCAGGUCCGUCCAGACCUUUAACUUCCCAGGAAGGACCUCAGACAUAGAUGAACUUGAACAUUUGAAGUAUCUAAUAUUUAAAUGGAUGAAAAGAUACGAUGGUGAAAAGAAUAUGGAAAUUGUACAUCAUGCUGUAGAAUUGAUGGAAAUGAUAAAGAAUAUACCAGUCCCAACGUUGAGCAGAUCUCAAGACGUUUUGCAAAAAUCUAUCAGUCAUUUAUCUUGUAGAAAUACUAAGUAUGGACCUGGUACUUCUACCGACACAAGUAAAAAUACUGUGUACAACUCUAGAUCGGAUUCAAGCAUACAUAAGCAUAACGUGUCACAAGUUAGUAUAGCACCUUCAUUUCUUGUAAUAGAUGGUGUACCCCUCAUUAAUAAACAGAAAAAUGAUUCAAGAAGACAAAAACACAAAGAUUUAGAGUCACGUCCAGUUAAUCAAUGCAAUCAACCUAACAUGCGUUACUUAAUAGUAAAACACGAUUCUGAUUUAUCAAAAGACAGUAAAGACAACUCACAAGAAACAUUAAAACACGAACUACUACCCAAAAGAACAAUGUCCCACAUUCCUAAAAGUCUUAAAACUAAUGAAAUUAAUAAUGUUCAUAAUAGUGUGAGCCAAUCUAACAGUAUCAAUAGAGAAGAACAUUCUAGCCAAGAUAGUUUCGUAUCAAGCAAAUCUCAGGAUGAUUUGCAUGGAUUCUAUAGCGGUAUGCGCUGUAAAGACCAUAAUCAUGAACCUGGUACUUCAAAUAACAUUAGUCAAGAUGGUGUAAAUAUGUCAAAGUUAACGACACAAAAGAAACAUCAAAAGGAUUCUAUACUAGAAAACUAUGUAGUACAUAACGUCAAUAACACUAAUAAUAGAAGAUAUCAAAGAGAGGAUAUAACACCGAAACGAAAUAGUUUAAAGAGUAAGAAGAAGUUUAAUAAAAAACAAGAAAAAAGCAAUUCCUCUAAGAUGUUUAUCUCUUUAGAUAACGCGGAUGAAGAGCAAAAUGAAAAUUAUGUAAAUUUGAAUCCUCGACCAGAUCCUGCGGGGCUAGUGACUCCAGUACCUACCCAUUCGGAUAAGCCGUCGAGUGCAGCUGCCCAGCUUAUCGCUGAGUGGCGACCACAACCGGUCUUCACUCUGCCCCCGGUCGGACGACCUCAACUUGAUCAAAUACACGAAGAAUUUAAAGAAUACCUCAAGAGUUGGUGUGAACAAAUACCAAUACCUGACAAUACUUGUGAUGAGAAAGAAAUAGCAGGAAAAUCUAGAUUAGGCAUUUUAAAUGGUGUCUGGAAAAUGAUAACGAAAUUAAAAGCGCAGCCGGCAGUGUUUCAAAACAAAUUUUAUUAUGAAGAUGUAUUAGGGAAAGAGAUAGAUGGAUUAUUAGAUUGCUUACCGCAAACACAUGAGUUACAAGAGAAAAAGUAUAGCCUUAAAUCACAACUUCUCGAUAAGAUAUCAGAUAUGAAUGAGGUGAUUAAAGAGAUAGAAACGCCUGAUAAUUACAAGGAAGUGUUGGCCAAUAAAGCUAAAAUCAUGAAAGAUAAGAAAGGAAUGUUUUUAAGGAAAACCGUCAGAUUAGAUCGCGAGCCAGCAGAGAAAAUAUUUGAAGAGAUGCUUAAGUACUGUACUCUUGACGACUUUUUAACGAAAAUUGAUUAUAAAGAGCCCAAUAAAAUCGUAGAAAAAGCGUACAAAAAUAAAUUACUUCCAAAGAUCCAAGCAUACAUGGAUGAACUCAAGGAAGCUCAUGGAAAAGAAAUGGAUGAACUUAUGGAUGUCUAUAAAGAAAGCGAUAUUUUAGAACAACUGGAAACAGUACCCUUACCAACAGAAGACGAAAUAAAGAAAGAUUCUGAGGAAAUUCUUUUAGGACUUGAAAUUGAGCAAUGGAUGAAUGAGUUGCCUAUCAUUAAGAGUGACGAUGUAAAUGAACAGCGUCAGCGUGUAAGGUUAAGGGAUGGAUUAACGAAAAAAAUACAUGACAUGGGAAAAAGAGCGGACAUUUCUGAAUAUGGCGAAGAUACCAAAGUAAGGCAUGAGAUUUCUUGUUUUCUAGACAUGGUACCACUUGAAAAAGAUCAAGAUUUGAACAUCAACAGGAUGGUUGAUGAGCUUACCAAUAGACUAAAACAAAGGGAUGGAUCUGGAGGGAGAAGAAAAUCAGUAGCAUUCGAGGACGGAACAGGAUAUCAACAAGGAUAUUCAUCGAAAUUAUUAAACAGAAGUGAGUAUAGUUUCGGACCUCCAGGAUCAGGCAUUUACUCGCCUGAGGGUAAAUUGGUUCAAGGUGAUGAUGAAACUCAAUAUAAAAGCUUUGCUCAGAAUCCUCCACUAUGCUCUACUAGAAUUGAGCAGCCAGGGGAAUGGGAUGAUGAUGCUCAAUACAGAGCCAUGUUCAAAGAUGGCGUGCCGUGUUCGUCUAUGAUCGAGCCGCAAGCUGGCUAUGGCCCAGGCUCUUUACCACCAGAUUUUAAGCAUUCAUUCCCUCCCCCGAGACAAUUCAAUGAAAGUGCGCUAGGAGGAUCAUUCGGUUACUCUCGGCGAGGUUCGGAAGAACGACAUCAAUAUCCCGAUGGGAUGGGAAUCCCGAUGACGCCUCGCUCGGUCCCGCGAUCACCAGGGUUCCACGACAGCGCAGCAGCAAUGCCUAAAAUUCCAAAUGACAGCGAGUUCGUAUCCUUACAUGGCAGCUCAUUGCAGGAAGCUCCAAGAGCGUUCGAACAACCACAGAGUGUAGGUUGGGUACCGCCAGAAGCACCACGUUACGUUUCAAUGCGUGAUAGUGUUCCAUCCCAAAUGUCUCCAAGACGUUUUUCAAAUGACCCGGCAUUUACACAAAGAUCUCAAAUAGAUCCAAAUAUAUCAGCAGCCCAAGAGUAUAUGCCAAUGACACGCGGCGGAGCACAAAGGGUGCCACAAGGCUUUAUAUCAAUGCCUAGCCGUCGACCUAGUGACAUCCAGCCGCCUUCUCGUUACCAAUCCUUGCCUCCAAAUCAGUUCAUACCACCGCAAGCGUUCAUUCCCGAAGAGUCUCGUUUUUCAAGAAGAUCAAAAGCAUCAAAUGAUCCUAGUAUGCGGCAAGAAUUACUAGACGAUAGCGUUGGUAGUAGUCGCGGUAUGACGCCUCAGGGACCAUUUGAGGUGUCCAUUCAAGUGCAUGAACCUCCUAGGCAAUAUCGGCAACUUGAUGGAGCAGAUCCAUUUGUGUCUAUAGUGAGUCAACAGCGACCGAACGAGUUUAUGGACGUCCGGAACAGAUCUGCUCAAAACCCGCCGGGUAUUAGAACAUCACCGGCUAGAGAUCUUAAUGAAAUCCAGAACAUAAGCUCUCACCAACAAGCACGGAUACCAGUACCAAGUCCCCACGCUUCACGUAAUACUCCAACGGAUAGAAUAACUGAAGCUAGCCAACCAACAUCUUCACAAAGAGGAAGAUUAUUAGCAUCAAACGCUCCAUCUUCAGAAAUAAGUAACCAGCCAGCUUUUUACUCUACUCCAAAUCAGAGAAGUAAUCUACCACCGCCUAACAUCAGAGAACGUCGACAGUUAGAAAAAGAAAGAGGUCCAGCUAGACGUUUAGAUAUGGAAACAGAAGAAGAAGGGGAGGAGAGAUGUUAUUGCCGGCAAAGAUUUAACAAAUGGAGGGGACAGCAUUGCCAAUCCUGUGAUGAUUGUAUACAAGGAAGAUACUAUCCUUACCGUCCGUACCCAUACCAGUAUAUGUACCCGCCGAUGGGACCACCUCCGUAUCCUCCACAUUGUAGAAGAUAAACAAUUUUGCAAAAUAAAACCACGCUGGAAACUAAUCCACUUUUGCUAUGAAUAACCGGUCGAUUUUAAAUGUGCUAUCAAUUCAAUACGUUAUGUUCCCAUCGAACUUUGUGAAUGUUGUGAGUAAACAUGGUAACAAUACAUUUAUCUUCUAUCACGUCAAUUUUAAAAACAGCCAAGACAACGUUUUGUAGACUCUUGAUUCGUCUUGCAUCAACCCAGCCAACUAUAAUUUUGAAAAUCGUAUCAAAACCAACUUGCUUAUUUACGUUUUCGUUGUCACUUUUGACAAAAACAAUAAAGUGUUACCUAAGGACGUCUUCUUAGAUCUAUUUUC
Leguminivora glycinivorella is the source of this 5065-nucleotide messenger RNA. RefSeq lists its product as uncharacterized. Lineage: Eukaryota; Metazoa; Arthropoda; Insecta; Lepidoptera; Tortricidae. The transcript has 11 exons. The record is from RefSeq and is a predicted model, not a curated record. The coding region runs from base 7 to 4728 and encodes 1573 amino acids.